Molecule: messenger RNA, 3082 nt
Organism: Myotis davidii
Lineage: Eukaryota; Metazoa; Chordata; Mammalia; Chiroptera; Vespertilionidae
Gene: TENT2
Product: PAP associated domain containing 4
Exons: 15
Coding region: 273-1712 (479 amino acids)
Cellular component (GO): cytosol
Molecular function (GO): poly(A) RNA polymerase activity
Source: RefSeq, a predicted model, not a curated record
UCCGCCUCUAGCCACCGCCCUCAACCUCCCACACCCUUGCCGGCCCUGCCUUUCCUCGCGUCUCUCCGCCCCGGCCGCUGAGUUCGGGUGUAGAACGCAAUCCGCGUUCGGAGCCAGGCCUCGCCACUCCGCGGGCCGCUGCCUCUCGGCUAAAACCGGGCGCGUGGGCCGCCGCCGCUCCGGCCGUGGAGCUCCUGGGCGGGCAGUGCCGCUAGGCCCUGCCCCAAGGACACCUGUGGAAGAAUACAUGUUCACUUUUAGUGAACAAGAGCAUGUUCCCAAACUCAAUUUUGGGUCGCCCACCUUUCACUCCAAACCAUCAACAACAUAACUUCUUUGCCCUAUCACCAACUCUUUAUUCACACCAGCAGCUUAUAGAUGCACAGUUCAACUUUCAGAAUGCAGACUUAUCUAGAGCUGUGUCAUUACAGCAGUUGACAUAUGGAAAUGUCAGUCCAAUUUCCCCAUUGUAUCGAGGAAGGAAGAGAUUAAGCGAUGAAAAAAACCUUCCUCUUGACGGUAAACGGCAACGUUUCCAUUCACCCCACCAAGAGCCAACUAUAAUUAACCACCUAGUGCCUUUAUCAGGUGAUAGAAGAUACUCAAUGCCUCCGUUGUUUCAUACAAACUAUGUACCAGAUAUAGUCAGAUGUGUUCCACCUUUUCGAGAACUACCAAUUUUAGAACCUAGAGAAAUCACACUGCCUGAGGCCAAAGAUAAGUUGAGUCAGCAGAUACUGGAGUUAUUUGAAGCAUGUCAGCAGCAAGUAAGUGACUUAAAGAAGAAAGAACUUUGUAGAGCACAACUGCAGAGAGAAAUUCAGCUAUUAUUUCCACAAAGCAGACUUUUUUUGGUUGGGUCCUCUUUAAAUGGAUUUGGUACCCGGAGCAGUGAUGGUGAUUUAUGUCUAGUUGUUAAAGACGAACCAUGUUUUUUUCAGGUAAAUCAGAAGACUGAAGCACGGCAUAUACUCACCUUAGUCCAUAAACACUUCUGUACUAGACUUUCUGGCUACAUUGAGAGACCUCAGCUGAUUCGAGCAAAAGUGCCAAUUGUGAAGUUCAGGGAUAAAGUCAGUUGUGUGGAAUUCGACUUGAAUGUAAACAAUAUUGUUGGAAUAAGAAACACAUUCCUUCUCCGAACUUAUGCAUAUCUUGAAAAUCGAGUUCGUCCAUUAGUACUGGUGAUUAAGAAGUGGGCAAGUCACCAUGAUAUAAAUGAUGCCAGUCGUGGUACUUUAAGCAGCUAUAGUCUUGUAUUGAUGGUUUUGCACUACUUACAAACCCUACCUGAACCCAUCCUUCCAUCCAUCCAAAAAAUAUACCCAGAAUCUUUUAGUCCUGCUAUACAACUGCACCUUGUACAUCAAGUUCCAUGUAAUGUUCCUCCUUACCUCUCAAAGAAUGAAUCAAAUCUUGGGGACCUCUUACUGGGCUUUCUUAAGUAUUAUGCUACGGAAUUUGACUGGAACAGUCAAAUGAUUUCAGUUCGUGAAGCCAAAGCCAUUCCCAGGCCUGAUGGUAUUGAAUGGAGAAAUAAAUACAUCUGUGUAGAAGAACCUUUUGAUGGAACAAAUACUGCCAGAGCUGUACAUGAAAAGCAGAAGUUUGACAUGAUAAAGGAUCAAUUUUUAAAGUCAUGGCACAGAUUGAGAAACAAAAAAGAUUUGAACAGUAUACUACCUUUAAGAGCUGCUGUCCUGAAAAGAUGACUGGCCUCUAUUACUUAAUAAAUUCUUCUGAUAAAUAAAGAACAAUAGUAAUACCAUAAUGCAUUUUGUUUACCUCCAUCAUAGUUUCUUUUCAUUGUUCUUGUUUUCAUGUUUUAUUUUUAAGAGGACAUACUUAUAUAAAGAUUGCAUAUUUUAUUAUAACAUUUCCUAAUAAAACCCUUUGAUUUAGAGAUGUAUUUUUGAAAAUGUUUACAUUGAUGAUUAGUGAUAUUAUGGCAUGAAUUUUCAGGUGAUCAGAUAAAAUAUUUUUGGGGAGACUAUCUGAACAAAUAAAAGGUUUUUGAUAUAACUUCAGUUAAUUGUACCACAUGCUAAUACUGAAAAGAUUUGUGGAAUUUUGGAAAGUAUAAUCUUCAGUAGAUAGUUUAUUGCCUGUCUGGUCUAGUAAAGUGAAGAGUCAAGUCAAUUAUUCAGUUACUUGAAGCAAAAUGAAAUCUUUUAUUUCAAUGAAAUCACUGCAGAGGCAUGAAAUACUGGACAGUUGCCUUAAGUCUUCGCUUGAUUCCAGGAUAGAGGCUGUAUGUGUCUGUAUUAGCAUUUCAUUAGUACCUCAGAUGCUUUUGAUGUACUCGAGAUUGCUUUCAAUUUUUUGUGACAACAGUACAUUUUGCACUGUAGUAAUAUGAGCACUAACUCUGUAUUGAACAGCAGUUAGUGAAUUGUUUUUAAAAAAUAAAUUCGUUGUAGACAUUUUGAAAAGAUCAAGUCCCUUAUGCUUUAUAGUAGCUUAGUGCAAUAUGCAUUUUAGCUUUACUUCCCAUUUUGUGCUUUUAUUUUCCAUGUGACAUGAAACAACAGAAACUGAAAGGUCAAAGUUGAGAUUAUUACCUAUUGAUCAUAUCAGAUUUUUUUCUGUGUGCAAUUAUAGGAUUGUAAUCAACUGGAAUUUUUAGGCAGUAAGUCCCUAAUACAAUGUUUUAGGGUAAGACAUAAAAUCAUUAUAAAUAAAAGCUCAGUGUUUGUAAAGAUACUUUUUUAGUGUUUCUUUUUCACAUGAAGAAGUAUGGUGGCUGCUGAAAAAGCUACAGUGUUUAUUAAGGUUGUUUGGGGUUGUGUAAAUAUUUGUAAAGUGGUUAAUGCCUGUACAUUUAAAUAUGAAAAGUAACCUUGGAAAUAGUUUUAACUUUUUCAAAAGGACUCUGUACAACUUCUUUUAGACCUGCUGUAGCACAGUUUGUACCUCUAAUAUAUUUGGGGGUUUUCUUUUUUGUUUUGUUUUUUGCAAACCAAUCCAAAUGCUAAGACUUGCUUUUCUUUGACUUGUAAAAGGUGCAUAUUUUCAUUUUCUUCUUUAUGUUUAAAGUUUUGUAUUAUGUCAAAUGCAAUAAAGUUUAUAUAUGGAAAUUGUU